Doryrhamphus excisus (bluestripe pipefish) is the source of this 948-nucleotide messenger RNA. It is a transcript of the gene id3, whose product is annotated as inhibitor of DNA binding 3. Gene Ontology annotation, cellular component: cytoplasm; nucleus. Lineage: Eukaryota; Metazoa; Chordata; Actinopteri; Syngnathiformes; Syngnathidae. Gene Ontology annotation, biological process: cell differentiation; circadian regulation of gene expression; negative regulation of transcription by RNA polymerase II. Gene Ontology annotation, molecular function: transcription regulator activity; protein dimerization activity. The record is from RefSeq and is a predicted model, not a curated record.
GCGUCCCUUUUUGACAGCGUUGAAGGUGCUACUCAACAAGGCGGAGGUCAAGCUAGUUUUCGCUUGUAGUUCGCUUCUUAAAGGUCCGCCAUGAAAGCCAUCAGUCCCGUCCGCUCGGUGAGGAGCUGCUACAAGGCCGUGUGCUGCAUCUCGGAGCACAGCGUGGCCAUCAGCCGGAAUAAACACGCGUGUGUGGACGAGCCAUCCGGUGCUCUGUGCGACAUGAACGACUGCUACUCCCGCCUCAAGGCGCUCGUCCCCAGCAUCCCUCAAAACAAGACGGUGAGCCAGGUGGAGAUCCUGCAGCACGUCAUCGACUACAUCUUCGAUCUACAGAUCGCCCUGGAGGCGGAGGAGCCACAAAUGCUUUUGUCCAUAAAGGCUGCUGACCUCACCAGAACUUUCUCUAAAGAUGGACGCUUGUGCCAUUAGGAUGUAUCAUUAUGGUGCAGGGAAACACAUGUCUCCACUUCACUCCAGGCAAGAGGACAAGAGGGGCAGAGAGGGUGGGAUAGGUAUGUGGGAGAGUGGAGGAGAAAAGAUGGAAAGAGCUGACUCUUUUCCGCCUUUUUUUUUUUUUGCUUCAGGAUGGACACAACAACACACCAAAGCCUCAAUUUGGAAACAUCCCGAUACAUUGAAUUGUUUUGUUUUUUUGCAUUACAUUCCAAAUUGUAAACGCAUUCACUCUCGCAUGAAUCGGCCGCUGUUACACCGCCAUUCAAAAUGUGUACAUAUCGACUUGGUAGGGGUAUAUGUGAGGGUUUUUUUGUUUAUUUUUUGCCAAAUAGGUUUUUUAUGAUAAUCCAAACUCUAUAAUAGAGUUACUUGUAAAUGUCUGUGGGGAUUGUUUUAUUUCCACAGACACUAUUCAGUGAGUUUUAUAAACUCUUUAUUGUUAAGUAUGUGUGGUUAUGUCACGAAAUAAAACGUUCGACAACAAAAUGA